AUGCAUGGCGAAGACUUAGAUGAAGACAGACCUGGAACCACCAACAUAGAGGCGUGGCAACGCCGUGAAACACGACUUCCACCUCCAUCAGAGCAUCAUGUUGCUUCGAGUUCUUUCACGGAUGUCAUCGCAAGUGCCAUGCAAGAAAAUGCAGUGUCCCUCCCUAAAUUAGGCAAAGUUUUACGGCUAUUUCGUCUUGAUGUCGCCAACAAGGAAGUCAAUAUGCCCGAGCUACUCGAGAGCUGGAAACCUCCCAUCAAAACUCCUAAACGAGACCAGUUUCUGAGAAUACUCGACUUCUAUCGCCAUUACCUUGUCAAUGUGACACUAUGCGUGCCGCCUGGGCGGAAAAAAGGGGAAGUACAAACACUUCGUGAUUUACCGGAGUCACUUGCUACAUUUUUAAUCAGUUUCGCAUUGGAUGGUCUUGGCUUAUACGUCGACGAUUUGCUGCAACCCGUUUCAGAAUUAAUGCGGAAUCCAACAAUCUGGUGGACAAACCUUGGAAAGGAUGACAAGGAGCGCUCAAAAGCUUUCGACGUGCUUUCACAAGCCAGGAUUGGGCGAUCUUCGCUCGCACAGCUCUCGGAAGAGCCUUGGGAUGUACGAGCCUACGAACUCAAUCCGGAAAGAGCUAAACUGUUCCCUCCAACGAAAAAGCGUGUGGUUCAGACGACGGCAACACUUGAGAAGCUGAGCGCCGACUCGACAUAUUCCGGAGCAUCCUCAAAAAUUGACAUUUACGUUUCACCUGUUAUAUGGCCGAGUGAUGCUCACCCUGUGUGA
Molecule: messenger RNA, 786 nt
Organism: Cylicocyclus nassatus
Lineage: Eukaryota; Metazoa; Nematoda; Chromadorea; Rhabditida; Strongylidae
Source: the annotation of a GenBank genome assembly